Molecule: messenger RNA, 1653 nt
Organism: Herpailurus yagouaroundi (jaguarundi)
Lineage: Eukaryota; Metazoa; Chordata; Mammalia; Carnivora; Felidae
Gene: FNDC4
Product: fibronectin type III domain containing 4
Exons: 7
Coding region: 365-1078 (237 amino acids)
Biological process (GO): negative regulation of inflammatory response
Cellular component (GO): extracellular region; plasma membrane
Molecular function (GO): protein binding
Source: RefSeq, a predicted model, not a curated record
CUGGCUGGCCGGGACGGUCACAUCCCGCUGCAGGGGCCGGCGGAGCAGCCGCACUGCCUCCCGCACCCGGACUCAGGCCAGCGGCCAGGCCGCGCCGGCACCGCCCCCUGCUCGAGGACAGACUACGCGGCCCGUCCGAGCUCUGGGGGCCCCGCAGCCCCGCGGCCGGCUCCCGCUACGCCUCCGCUCGCCCUCUGCCCGCAGCUCGGUCCCGCGCUGCCCCCCGCGCCGGGCCCGCGCCGGGAUGGGGUAGGGGCAGCGCCACGGAGUCGGGCGAUGGGCCGCCCUCUGGGCACCGAGCAGCCCCCCGAGGCCUGACCGAUCGCGAGGACCGGCGGAGGAGCCCCGCCUGGAUGUCAAGCGGAUGCCCCAGUGCCUCCCAGCGGACUCGGUGGGGACCAUGGCUUCGCUGAUGCCCCUCUCCCCAUAUUUAAGCCCCACGGUCCUCCUGCUGGUCAGUUGUGACCUGGGCUUUGUGCGAGCAGACCGGCCUCCCUCUCCUGUGAAUGUGACAGUCACUCACCUCAGAGCCAACUCGGCCACUGUGUCCUGGGACGUCCCAGAAGGCAACAUCGUCAUUGGCUACUCCAUUUCCCAGCAAAGACAGAAUGGCCCUGGACAGCGUGUGAUCCGGGAGGUGAACACCACCACUCGGGCCUGUGCCCUCUGGGGCCUGGCCGAAGACAGUGACUACACAGUGCAGGUCAGGAGCAUCGGCCUGCGGGGAGAGAGCCCCCCAGGGCCUCGAGUGCACUUCCGAACUCUCAAGGGUUCUGACCGGCUACCCUCAAACAGCUCAAGCCCAGGUGAGGGUCUCAGCUAUUCUCCAUUCCCUAAACUUUGGAUUCUCUGGCUUUUUACCUGGCCUUUAGCCUCUUGUUUAUUUCCCCAACCAGUGGUGUUGCUCAUGUGGGCUGCUGUAAUUGGGCUAUUCUGCCGCCAGUAUGAUAUCAUCAAGGAUAAUGACUCCAACAACAACCCCAAGGAGAAGGGAAAGGGGCCGGAACAGAGUCCUCAGGGAAGGCCAGUGGGGACAAGACAGAAAAAGUCCCCAUCCAUCAACACCAUCGAUGUAUGAAUGAAGAAACAGAACCAGAAAACAGAUGCACUAGCAACCUGGGGAUGGGGAUGGGGUCAGGGAGAGCCCCAGCUGGUGAUCUGCCCAAGACUGAAGGAUCCCAGUUUCCUAAAGGGUAAUGACACUCCCACAACCUCAGGCCUGGUACCCGUCCUCUUUCCACUGUGAGCAGGGCCAGAAGGUAGGUCUUAGGGUCUGCACCCCUGGACCUGGGGAAUGGCUAUCAGAUGGGAUACGUCCUUCCAUCCCCCAGGUCCAGGGGAGAGUCACUUACUCAACUGUAUCCCAUUAGGUCCCAAACGGGACCCCCAUUUCACCCGCGUCAGGACUCUCGGCAUCCCCAGCUGCCCCCACAUCUUGCCUCUGGGUCUCAGAGAGGGGUGUUUCUUUGGGGACUCCCCCUCCCCCAGCAAAUAAAAGGAAAUGUCUGGGUCUGGAGGCAGAUGCCGCACUGCACUACUCCAAUGUCUUCCAUGGAGCCUCGGGUGCUCCCCCUCUCACCCGGUAGCCCCUCCAGCUGCUGGUGACCUCACCCCUUGGACAUUUUUCCAAUAAAGGUUCUUGGACAAACUGGA